GGCUGGGGGGAGAGAGAGAGCACCAGGAACGGCGCCUGCGCGGUGGGCGUGAUCCGGGCACUUAGGGCAGGAUGAACGCUGCUUUCCAAGAUGGCGACGGAGGGAGGAGGGAAGGAGAUGAACGAGAUUAAGACCCAAUUCACAACCCGGGAAGGUCUGUACAAGCUGCUGCCGCACUCGGAGUACAGCCGGCCCAACCGGGUGCCCUUCAACUCGCAGGGAUCCAACCCCGUCCGCGUCUCCUUCGUAAACCUCAACGACCAGUCUGGCAACGGCGACCGCCUCUGCUUCAAUGUGGGCCGGGAGCUCUACUUCUAUAUCUACAAGGGGGUCCGCAAGGCUGCUGACUUGAGUAAACCAAUAGAUAAAAGGAUAUACAAAGGAACACAACCUACUUGUCAUGACUUCAACCACCUAACAGCCACAGCAGAAAGUGUCUCUCUCCUAGUGGGCUUUUCCGCAGGCCAAGUCCAGCUUAUAGACCCAAUUAAAAAGGAAACUAGCAAACUUUUUAAUGAGGAAAGACUAAUAGACAAGUCACGAGUAACCUGUGUCAAAUGGGUUCCCGGUUCGGAAAGCCUUUUCCUAGUAGCCCAUUCGAGUGGGAACAUGUACUUGUAUAAUGUGGAGCACACUUGUGGCACCACAGCCCCCCACUACCAGCUUCUGAAGCAGGGAGAGAGCUUUGCUGUGCACACUUGCAAGAGCAAAUCCACGAGGAACCCUCUCCUUAAAUGGACGGUGGGCGAGGGGGCCCUCAACGAGUUUGCUUUCUCCCCAGAUGGCAAGUUCCUAGCAUGUGUGAGCCAGGAUGGGUUUCUGCGGGUGUUCAACUUUGACUCGGUGGAGCUGCAUGGUACAAUGAAAAGCUACUUUGGGGGCUUGCUCUGUGUGUGCUGGAGCCCGGAUGGCAAGUACAUCGUGACAGGUGGCGAGGAUGACUUGGUGACAGUCUGGUCCUUUGUAGAUUGCCGAGUCAUAGCCAGAGGCCAUGGGCACAAGUCCUGGGUCAGUGUUGUGGCAUUUGAUCCCUAUACCACUAGUGUAGAAGAAAGUGACCCUAUGGAGUUUAGUGGCAGUGAUGAGGACUUCCAAGACCUUCUUCAUUUUGGCAGAGAUCGAGCAAACAGUACACAGUCCAGGUUGUCCAAACGGAACUCUACAGACAGCCGCCCUGUAAGUGUUACAUAUCGGUUUGGUUCAGUGGGCCAGGAUACCCAGCUCUGUUUAUGGGACCUUACAGAAGACAUCCUUUUCCCUCAUCAACCCCUCUCCAGAGCAAGGACACACACAAAUGUCAUGAAUGCCACAAGUCCUCCUGCUGGAAGCAAUGGGAACAGUGUCACUACGCCUGGGAAUUCUGUGCCCCCUCCUCUACCACGGUCCAACAGCCUUCCACAUUCAGCAGUCUCAAAUGCUGGCAGUAAAAGCAGUAUCAUGGAUGGGGCCAUUGCUUCUGGGGUCAGCAAAUUUGCAACACUUUCACUACAUGACCGGAAGGAGAGGCACCAUGAGAAAGAUCACAAGCGAAACCAUAGCAUGGGACACAUUUCUAGCAAGAGCAGUGACAAACUGAAUCUAGUUACUAAAACCAAAACGGACCCAGCUAAAACUUUGGGAACACCCCUGUGUCCUCGAAUGGAAGACGUUCCCUUGUUAGAGCCGCUGAUCUGUAAAAAGAUAGCACAUGAAAGACUGACUGUAUUAAUUUUUCUUGAAGACUGUAUAGUCACUGCUUGUCAGGAGGGAUUUAUUUGCACAUGGGGAAGGCCUGGUAAAGUGCCGGCAGAGCACUUCUGCAGGCAGGAGGACAGAAUGCGAGGUGUUCCCCAAGACCAGAACUAAAGGUUCCAGACAACUUGAGGAGAAUUGGGCACUGGAGAGGUGUGGGCAGGGCUCCCCCCUUGGACAUGCUUCUGAGUAAUGGCUCCUGCAGACCUGGGGAGGGGCUGAGAAAGGGGCAGCCAUGAGGAUUCCUGAUCUCAGAUGUGUAAAGUACAGUGCCACACUGCUUCCAUGAUAGACACUAAGAGAAAUCUGGGGAGCAUUUUUGUAGUUUUCUCACCAAACUUUGAGCUUCCUUACUGAAAUUUUUCAAGGUUUUUCAGCUUAAAUGAUACCAUGAUCAAGAGUAUCUUUUCUGACCUGACCUCUGGAAUAAAACACAGCAGUUGGCAAGCAGAGGCUGUCACCCACUGCGUUAACACUGCUGUUCACAUGUGCACUGAGCACAGAGACAAAAUGCACAGACCAGGCAUGGGGGUCUUGUCCUUCCCGGCAAGUGGGCAAACUUAGCCCUUGUGCAGCAUCAGAAGCCAUCAGAGCAUGGCAGUGGGGAGCCUGUCUACAUGCUCUGCUCUGGCUUGCUUCUUUUAAACCUUCCAGUGAUUCCAGAAGCCAGGUCUGUGCUGUGACCUUGAAGAGGUUUCUGCACAUUAAUGGCAGAAGCUUGUCUGUGGCUUUCUUGUUUGGGGACAGAGGAAUUAAAACCUGCCAAGAAUGGGUGGCGCCUGUGGCUCAAGGGGUAGGGCGCCGGUCCCAUAUGCCGGAGGUGGUGGGUUCAAACCCAGCCCCGGCCAAAAACCAAAAAAAAAAAAAAAAAACCUGCCAAGAAGUCUGGAAAAGGGAGCCUUUCGGAAACUAUGCCUUCUUCUAAAAGCAACUAUGUAAGAGGGAGUAGGCAGGUACUUUAAAAAUAGCCAAUAACAUUGGGGUCUGAAUUUAAUAGUGGUAAAGAAUCUUAAUCUGUCUUUUGUGAUUGAACCUCCUAGUGGUUUAGAAGUGUUCUGUAAACCCUGAGCUUGGGACUAAGGAGAAAUACCUUAAGAUGGAACAAUGGAGGGGUAGAAAAACAGAAAGAAUUUAUAACAAUGGUUCUUGUCUCAAAAUAUUCAGAAAUUAUGAGAAACAAAGUAUUGUGCUCCCUAAAAAUCUGACCAGUUUUCAUGGGGUUCCAUAUUCUUCUCUACCAUACAGCUUAAUACCCAGUCCCAGUUGGCAGAUAGCCAGGCAGCCUCUUCUCCCCAGGUCCCCUACUUCCUCUCAUGCAUCUUAAAUAUUAAAAACAUAUUAAAGUAUUAGAUUUUUGCUAACGGUAAAACCGCCUUAUCACAUGUCUGCGCCUGAGAACAAGGUCCUUGUCACCUCUUUUUUGGGAGGAGGAUGUUUUAUUUUUUUAUUGAGCAAGCUCAAAGUAUGAGGAGGAAAAGCCAAAGAGUCGGGGAGGGCUGGAGAAGGAAUCCUUUGGAAAACCCAGAUGUUGCAUCUUGCUUAUCUGGUGACCGACAAAGAACUCUAAGCAAAAUUCAACUGUGCAUUUUCCGGUGAAAGAUUGAUGGGGUGCAGCAUCUUGUAUUAUGGUCUCUGGGUUUGACUGAGGCAGUCAGUCAGUGACCCUUGUACUGCCUCCAACACUGAUGACUGAAGGGAGCAGUUGGCCUCUGAAUGUCCAGUGGCACCAUUGUGGUGGGUGUGUCCAUUGUGGUAGUCUCACUCCUCAGCUGUAAGAACUUCUGCGUGUGUAUAGGCCUAACAGGUGACUUGGAGACAUUGCCUCUGGCCUGGUCUGGUUUACAAAGGUGAAAGUUGAUAUGUCUACUGACCUGGGAGCGAGACAAGGGCCUUUCCUUCCAGAGUGUGCCAUUUGCCUUGGGCUGAUUGGGACUGUCACAUGUUGGUUUAGGUUGAUAAGAUGCUCAGCACACUGGCCUGAUGUUCCCAAAGAGAGGAAAUACUCAUCUGGCUAAAGUAAAGUCUGUGGCUCACCAUUGAAAAGCACUUAUAUUAACUGUUACCUUUGAAACUCAAGAUUCCAAGUUAAAAAUUGUAAGAACGUGCUCCUCCAAUAGAGGGAAGCUGUCCCGUCAAUGUUGGUUUUUUAUUCAUUGCUGCAUCUGUUACAUGAACUUCGUGUCAUGGUUAAAUUGCUGUCUCUCAGUUUAAAAAUGUAAAGAAACUAUUUCCUACAUUUUUAUGAUUUCUGUAUACCUGAAUUUAUUAAAGAUUGUUUCAUUAGGUGACACUGUAUAAAAUUGUAUGGAUAUUUACCUUCAGUGAAAAAUCAAAAGUAAAAUGCACAUGUAUUUCCUUUUUUACAUUUUUAUCUAAUUUCUUGACAACUUAAAUAAAUUUGAUGAAGAGACUUCCUAACAUGAACAUUGGUAAAUUAAAUGUUGCAAUAAUUACUGAAGCUUUAAUAUCAGUAUUGUUACUUUAUAAUUUUAAGAAAAUCAUGUUUCUGUUUCACUGCUUUGUUUUUUAGCUGUUCCCUUGUCACUGUCAUAGCUAACCAGACUUACAACAUACUUGAUAAUCUGAAGUACUUUGGGGUUGUCCUCUGUAUAUUGACAUUAAAUAAACAUGUGAAUGAAUUGUAAAUGUAGAUAAGUUUACAAUAGUUGUUGUCACAUCUAAGCUUUAAAAAAAAAUCUCAGUGAACCAAAAAAGAAAAGCACUUAAAUGCUUGUUAAUGUUUGUAGAACAGCCACAGAAAUUGCUACCUCUUAUUAUUGAUUCUGAGUUUCUCAUAAUUAGCAGCUCAAUGAAAUGUCUGUUCUGAGUAUCAGAGAUACUGUUUUUAUGUGAUCUCUUCUAUGCUGAAUCCAGUCUGGCAGAGAGGACUUGAUCAACUUUUAAGCCAAGCUGUAUAAGGCUUCUCCUGACAUUCGGAAGUCAUCCUGGGCUGGGAGCUGGCUUUGGCUCAUAUAGAUCACUAUCCAGAAUCUUGGGCAUCUUGACAAUCACUGACCACUCAGCCAACAGUUGGGAGAGUGGAGAAAACAGCUGGCAGGGUUCUUUCUAUAGGAGCUCUUUUCCUGGGUAGAUUGUGUUGUUUUCCUACUCUUGAUCUUGAAUAGACUUUAUUGGAGGCUUUGUGCUGGCUAUUGAAGAGUUGUCCCUACCUUAGACACCAGGCCUUUGGGCUCCAAUGCAGAAAGGUGCUUAUUUAGGGCAUUGGGAAGACAUCCCAUUUGGGAUGGGAAGAAUCCAUUAUCUAUGUCUUUCUGCUGUGAAAUAUCCUUCACUCUCAACAAAUGUAGCUGAUCUGAACAGCAUCCUGGCACCUGCAUCCUCGAAUGCUUCAAGGCAAGAAUUGCAAUCACCUGUAGGUCCCUGCCAGAGGUGGUGGGAG
Molecule: messenger RNA, 5131 nt
Organism: Nycticebus coucang (slow loris)
Lineage: Eukaryota; Metazoa; Chordata; Mammalia; Primates; Lorisidae
Gene: WDR20
Product: WD repeat domain 20
Exons: 4
Coding region: 91-1845 (584 amino acids)
Molecular function (GO): protein binding
Source: RefSeq, a predicted model, not a curated record